Molecule: messenger RNA, 3279 nt
Organism: Penicillium canariense
Lineage: Eukaryota; Fungi; Ascomycota; Eurotiomycetes; Eurotiales; Aspergillaceae
Product: Na+/H+ antiporter Nha1
Exons: 1
Coding region: 1-3279 (1092 amino acids)
Biological process (GO): regulation of membrane potential; sodium ion export across plasma membrane; intracellular potassium ion homeostasis
Cellular component (GO): plasma membrane
Molecular function (GO): sodium:proton antiporter activity
Source: RefSeq, a predicted model, not a curated record
AUGGUGUGGGAUCACCUUGAUAUCGACAAGCCGCACUUGGCCUACAUGAUACUUGGUGGCUUCACGGGCCUGUUCAUGCUGUGCUCGCUUUUUGUGAAAGAGAAGCUCUACAUUGGCGAAGCCACAGUCGCCACCCUUUGCGGCAUCAUCUUCGGUCCGCAUGCUGCAAAUCUAUUCAACCCCAACGAGUGGGGGAACGUCGACAAGAUUACGCUCGAGUGCUCGCGCAUUGUACUAGUCGUACAAUGUUUCGCUGUCGGCGUCGAGUUGCCCAAGGCCUACAUGGAGCGCCAUUGGAAAUCGGUCACCCUGUUGUUGGUUCCCGUGAUGACCUGGGGCUGGUUGAUGACCAGCCUGUUUAUUUGGUGGAUAGUGCCUCCAUUGAACUGGCUCGAGAGUCUAGUGUGUGCCGCCUGCGUCACAGCUACCGAUCCUGUCUUGGCAUCAUCCGUUGUCGGUAAGGGCAAGUUCGCCAAACGUGUUCCCAAACAUUUGCGUGACAUCUUGUCCGCCGAGUCGGGAUGUAACGAUGGCAUGGCCUUUCCGUUCAUUUACCUGUCAUUUUACAUUCUGCGCUAUCGACCCGAUGCUAGUACGAUAUCUCUGAACUGGUUCUGCGUGACAAUUCUCUAUGAGUGUAUCUUUGGUGCCAUCUUCGGCUUCGUCGUUGGAUAUCUGGCCCGUCAUGCCAUCAAAUUGGCCGAACGCAAGAGCCUGAUUGACCGAGAGAGUUUCCUUGUCUUCUACUUCGUUCUGGCCGUCUUUUGUGCCGGUGCUGGCAGUCUGCUGGGCAUGGACGAUCUACUUAUUGGGUUUUCAUGCGGUGUCGGCUUCAGUAAUGACGGUUGGUUUACGGAGAAGACAGAAGAAUCGCACGUCUCUAAUGUCAUCGACUUGCUGCUCAACUUGGCCUACUUCGUCUAUUUCGGUUCCAUCAUUCCCUGGGAGGACUACAACGCCCCCGACCUCGGCCUGACUCCCUGGAGACUCGUGGUAAUCGCGAUAUUGGUCAUUUUCUUCCGUCGCAUUCCAAUUAUGCUUAUGUUAAAACCCAUCAUACCAGACGUCAAAACCUGGCGGGAAGCGCUCUUCGCAGGUCACUUUGGUCCGAUUGGCGUGGGCGCCAUCUUUGCUGCGAUUCUUGCAAAAGCGGAACUAGAACAUGACAGCACACAGCCACUGCCCCAGAAGGACGUCACUGCAAGUUCGAUAGAGGAUCCGGCGGACUUUGAUGUUGUCCAGCUUAUCUGGCCCAUUACAACGUUCAUGGUUAUCUCGUCAAUCCUGGUACACGGAUCAUCCAUCGCUGUGUUCACUCUGGGCAAACGCAUCAAUACGCUGACAAUUACCUUAUCCUACACGCAAGCCAACGAGGAUGGCCCGUCAUGGAUGAACCGCUUGCCUCGUGUUCAAUCGUUGGCCAAAGGAUCCAUGUCGUUUCGCAAGGCGGAUGAGCUUGAAGGUUCUUCUGAAGAGAAACUGCCCGAGUAUCCUCCCGGAACUUUACCGCCUAUUGGCAUGCCCGGUAACUUUUUGCGUCGCGUUCGUGAAGAGGAUAGCGAAACCCAGAGCACACAAUCGGCUCCCCGGAAGCCUCUCGGUCGCCGCAAGCGUCGCAAGCGCAGCGAUGGCGCUGGUGGUCCAAUUAGCCAGUCUGCUAUCAUGCCCCAGCGACGAACAGAGAGCGAACUCGAUGAAGAACGGAAAGAAGAGCUCGAAGAACGGGACCGCGUGGAACGCGGCGCUUCGCCGCCUACUGCUGAGCGGGAUCGCUUUGGCCGGGAGCCUGAGUUGGAGGUCUUCCAAGAAGGCCAUCACAUGGUCAUCGAGGAUGAAGAAGGCAAUGUGCUCAAGACCGAGGAUACUAGCCACCUGACCCCCGAGGAGCAGGCGCGUCACAUUGAGCAACAGCGCAAACGACUGGAGGAAGACCGGUCUGGCGAGCUUGCUCAGUCUCUAAACCAGCCGCAUGACAAGACGGAGGGCGAGAAGAUUGAGGAGACUAUUGGCGAGAAGACCGGACACCCUGUUGGGAAGGCUCGCUCUCGCUGGACCAAUUGGACCGCUUUCGGAAAGGAUAAGUCCAAGGAGCAGCCGGAGGAAGCCAAACCCAAGCCCAAGCCAAAACCCACAGAGGGUGAGAAGCCAAAGGCCCGCUCUGCUCAUGCAUACCAGUUUGGCAACACUAUUAUCGUCGAGGAUGAGGAUGGUGAGGUGAUCAAGAAAUACACCAUCCCAGCUGGAGACAAACCCGCCAAGCCCAAGCCCCAACCCCAGCCAGAAGAGCGGCUACCUGGAAAGGAGCAAGCGCCGCUCCGCACGGGCUUGAAGCGCAUGGGUACCUGGUUCGGUAAGGAAGAGGAGGGUGAGUCUUCGCAGGCCGGUGGCCAAAAGAAGAAACCUGUACCUCGCACCGAGACCGACGACUGGGCUACGGAUGACGGUCUACGGUUCACCCUUGCUCAGAACCAGGAGGUUGACUCCAAAGGCAUUGGCCACAAGGGCCGCCGUAUGACCAAGCAUGAGUUCUUCCAGCAGAUCAAGGGUCUGGAUCCGAAGACUCGCCGCGACUUGGUGCAGCAGACCGACGCACCUGCUCCUGUCAAGGUGGCCGCCCACGAAGACGUCAAGCAGGAUGAGAAACAAGAGCGUCGCCUCUCUGCCGCCGCCGCUUCUGCUGCCACCGGCGCAAUCCCUGGGAAAGUAGACGAAGGUCUCGAGUCCGCGUCCGUCACCGAUAGCGACCUCAGCGACGAGGGGAACCAGUCGAACGAUGACCGCGGCGAGUCUGGCCCCAAUGUCGCAGAUUCCCUGGCCAAAUUCACUCGUGGCAGCUCUGCCCAAGAGCGCCGCAGCAAUCUGAGCCCUACGGCUCGUCCUCGGGACCGCCACCGCCGUGACUCGGACGAUGACGGUACUGAGCGUAUCCCGCCCUCACAUCUGCGCCAAGUAGCCGGCCUGGCAGCGCCACCACGCCAGGCUGAUGAUGAUACUGGUGAGACGCCGGCUGAAAGACGUCGCCGCCUCGCCGCGUUGGGCGAAAUCCACAACGAUUCAUCCGACUCUGAAGGCGAUGUUGCUGUCGUGGAUUCCGAUAGUGAGGGCAAUGACGAGCGUAAUCAGUCGCUGGGCAAGAUACAGUUUGCCGAUGAGCCCAGGCCGUCCGAGCGGUCCAGCCCAGGUGGCGAGCAGUCCUCGUCUGGCUCCGGAUCGGGCAAGUUUACUCCCGGCCACCGACCACGUGUGUCUUGGGGAGGCGAGAAGGGGCGUGAUAUUUAA